AUGUGCGCAAUGUUCACGAAUGGGAAUAGGAAUAGACCGUCACUUCUCCUUUUCUUUGUGCUAUACAUAUUAGCGCUCUCCGGUGUGAUAUGCCUUGCAAGCGCGGCCUUGGGAAACGAUACCCUCCCUCUCCCUCAGCAGCCAACCGUGGCCUUGAACACCGACCAGAAGCCUAUUCGUCUCCCCAGCGAAACGGCGACACCAGAGCCAGAAAUAUUGCCAGCUUUCCUCGAUGCGCUGGACGUAUUGCAGACCAACUUCUUUGAGCCAUGGCAAGGCAUCUGGCCUACUGCAAUUGACUGGACGGCGGCUGUUUUAGGUACCUAUGUUUCCGCGGCGCUCACGACUAUCUCCAAAUCUUCUAAAGGCAAAUCCAACUUGAACGAGAACCUCAUCAAUCGAUACUUCUCCCAACUGGUUGCCUCCUAUUUUGGACAAGAUACGUUCGCAUUGCGACAGGAAGCAUACGACGACAUGCUGUGGGUAGUUCUGGGAUGGCUCGAGAGCAUCAAGUUCAUCAAUGUACACUCAGCCCUCCACUACUCCACCGAGCCUUGGUACGGCACGAUGUGGACUCCGGUCUUUGCACACCGCGCGCGGUUGUUCUGGGAUUUGGCAUCGCGAGGCUGGAAUACGUCGCUCUGCAGCGGUGGCAUGAUUUGGUCACCCUAUCUGGAGCCUUAUAAAAAUGCGAUUACGAAUGAACUGUAUGUUACAGCGUCUAUAUCAAUGUACCUAUUCUUCCCUGGCGACAACAAUACCGCUCCUUUCGCCGUACCACCUGUCCCUUCCCCGGCGCCAACAGGGAAUCCCCCGGGACGCCCCCGUGAUCCGAAAUACCUCGCAGCGGCCAUCAAAGGCUACAAAUGGCUCAAAGAUAGUAAUAUGACGGACUUGAAUGGGCUAUAUGUUGAUGGAUAUCACGUUUCAGGCUGGAAAAAGAACAGUACAACGGGAAAUACCCGCUGCGAUAUGCGAAACGAGAUGGUAUACACGUACAACCAAGGCGUUCUACUUUCUGGCCAAAGAGGACUUUACGAAGCAACUGGCUCAGAGUCGUACCUGAAGGAUGGUCAUGCACUUGUCAGGAAUGUCAUAGCUGCUACCGGGUGGGAUUUGAAGUCACAGUCUCAUCGCCACGGUAAGAGUGAUGGAAGCGCAAUACGGCAGGGAUUGGGCAAAUGGUACGGCCUCGGCAGACAGGGUGUCCUCGAGGAGGCGUGCGAUGCCUCUGGGUCCUGUUCCCAAGAUGGCCAGACCUUCAAGGGGAUUUUCUUUCACCACCUCGCUCUCCUGUGCGCGCAGCUUCCUGAUAGACUUACUUUGCUCGAUGAAGGCUUUGCCUCGUCCGCCUAUCAGACGGCCGCGCAAGAUAUAGGUGUUAACGAAAAGGUGAGGAAUUAUCAUUCGGAGCAAUGUGACCGUUAUGGCCCCUGGAUAAAGCAUAACGCAAAAUCUGCACUCCAUACACGUAACGAAAUAGGGGAAUUCGGCAUGUGGUGGAAUGCAUUGCGGGGUGAUAGGUUUAGAGACGGGGACGAUAUGGUGCAACUUCCAGAUGAUGCGGUUGAUUACAGAAACUUAGGGGUCCCGGAUGACUGGAAAGGCAGCGCCGUUGGGAAGAAGAUAGAAAACAUGAUCUCGGCUAGUGUGGUGAGUUUGGAGCAUUCGGAAGAGGUUAUGGGCGGUGAACAGGAUACAUUUAACGAGGAAAGGGGCGUUGGUGUUCUGGACUUAAAUGAUAGAGGGAGAGGGAGGACCGUCGAGACACAGGGCGGUGGUCUGUCAGUUUUAAGGGCGUUAUGGGAGGUUGUAGAUAGGAAAGGGCGAUAA
Messenger RNA from Venustampulla echinocandica, 1833 nucleotides. Its product is annotated as Six-hairpin glycosidase. The transcript has a single exon. The coding region runs from base 1 to 1833 and encodes 610 amino acids. Gene Ontology annotation, biological process: carbohydrate metabolic process. The record is from RefSeq and is a predicted model, not a curated record. NCBI's taxonomy places the organism in Eukaryota, Fungi, Ascomycota, Leotiomycetes, Helotiales, Pleuroascaceae.